CUUCUCCUGCCUUCCCGUUUUUUCUCUUGUCUGCAAGAGUUUCUGGCUCUCUGGUGGCUCCUUCUUCCUUGGCCAACCAAGAGGGUUGUCCCACAGGUGCACAAGGCGCAGGCAGCUGCCCUCCUGGCUCUGCCCUGCCCUGCCCUGCCCAGAGGGAUAGCAUUUGGACAUGAUGGCUGGAGGCAACGAGAGGAGCAUGAAGGCCCUGAAGGAGGUGUGGAGAAGAGCAGAAAACUCUUUGUGCGCAGACUGUGGGAAGCCAGAUCCUGACUGGGCAUCCUCUACUUUGGGUGUCUUUAUAUGCCUCAGCUGCUCGGGAAUUCACCGCAACAUCCCUAGCAUCAGCAAAGUCAAAUCCCUGAAGAUGGACCACUGGGAUGAUGCUCAGGUGCAGUUUCUGGCCAAGCAUGGAAAUGCUGUGACUAAAGCCACAUACGAAGCUCACAUCCCUAUUUACUAUUACCAGCCAACCUACAAUGACUGCCAAGUGCUGAGAGAACAGUGGAUACGGGCCAAAUAUGAACGCAAAGAGUUCACCGAGCCGGGAAAACAGCUGCCAUAUUCUGAUGGGGUGAAGGAAGGCAUCCUCUGGAAGCGAGGCCGAGACAACGGACAGUUCUUACCCCGCAAGUUCCUCUUGUCUGAGAGAGAGGGAUGUCUGAAGUAUUUCACCAAGCAGGAUGCCAAAGAACCCAAAAUCAACGUUAAAAUAGAUGUCAUCAAUGCUACAUUCCAGCCAGUGAAGAUUGGGAACCCCAAUGGCCUGCAGAUCACCUAUCUCAAAGACAACAAGACCCGGAAUAUAUUUGUCUACCAUGAAAGUGGAAAGGAGGUAGUGGACUGGUUCAAUGCCAUUCGCUCUGUGCAGUUCCAUUAUCUGAAGGUAGCAUUUCCCAUUGCCAGCGAUAAUGAGAUUAAAAAUCGUCUGACAAGAAACUUCCUGAAGGAAGGAUACAUGGAGAAGACUGGUCCCAAGCAGAGAGAGGCUUUUAAGAAGCGCUGGUUCACGCUGGAUCACCGCAGGCUCAUGUACUUCAAGGACCCUUUGGAUGCAUUUGCUAAGGGUGAGGUGUUUGUGGGCAGCAGAGAGAAUGGCUAUAGCGUCCAGAAGGGAUUGCCUUCAGGGACACAGGGCAACUUCUCUUGGCACUAUGGACUCACCAUUGUCACCCCCGACCGGGAAUACCUCUUCACCUGUGAGACAGAGACUGACCAGCUGGACUGGAUCACCGCCUUCACUAGUGUCAUCAACCAGGCCAUGACACCACAGGAAUAUGCAAUUGAAGCCUACUUCAAGUUUAAAUCCUAGGAAGCCAUGCAGGAACCUCGCUAUGAAUCGACUCUACCUGGUCCUGUUGGGUGGGCUGUCAGGAGAGGAGAGGAGAUCGACAUCAGAGAAACACAGUGCUCUUGAAGCACUCUUUGAAGCACUUUUUUUCCCCAUAGAUGGUCCACUUUAUUCUGGGGGCCAAAUUAAGCUGCUUCCUUUCAAGUCCAAGAUUUUGUGAGUCUGAAUCCUCAGUGCAAACUGUCACUGUUGAAUUGUUGUGAUCUGACUGGAUGCUGGCAGGCCUUGCCUGUCAAUUGGGCCUUGAAAACUUAGCACUUGCUACGUUGGACAUGGGACCUAGCGUCACUCCUGCAUGGAGCUGCAGACAGCCACCAACCUUAUGCAAGAAAACAGCUGCCUGCCUGGAGCUACGCCCCAGUGGGUUGCAGGGGCUGCUGGACUAGCAGAGACAAGAAAUGGCUUCUCUGCUGGUGACAGAGAUGUGAAACACCUAGAUAUUUGAUCAGUUAGAGCUGUAGUUGAGAAAGGUCACUUAAAAGAUGUAAUCUAACAACCAAAUGUGAGGCCUGUUUCCUCCUGCCGUGUGUGGGCUUGAAAGCUUCUUUGGACCACAUUUGUGUGUAGACCUUCCUCCAUUUGCUACAGAGAAUGUUAAGAGUUUUGCUCAAAACCAAUGUGUGUGUACGUUUGUGUGUAUGUGGAUAAUGUGUGUAUGCACGUAACAAAAAGUGGUGGGAGGUGGAAUACUACCCUAGGGAAGAUACUGUGCGGGAUAUUCAUGCCAUUGAAGUUCAGCUGUCAAAUCUGAGUCUCUAAUCAAACCAAUGGGGAGAGGCUGGGUCCAGCAGAGAGCAGUCUAUGGCGUGUCUGAUGCAGACUUUGGACCCUCUGUUGACUUUACUAGAGUGUAGGGGUUGAUGUCUGAAGUUAGUAGCACAUGGAUCUCUGCUCCCUCACUCUCUGUAUGUCGAAGGCCUGGCACUUUCGUUCUGCCCUAUACAUUACAUGUGUAUAUAUUGUGUAUUACAUACACAUACAAUUUUAUGCAGUAGUAGGAAGCCCGUAUGUUCGUGUCCUUCUAGUAACAGUUAGCUCUAACCACUAAAUCAACACAUGAUUCAUAUCUAAAAGAUCAAAGCUCUCUUGGAAGAGCUGUGUUUCACAUGCUGGAAGGACCAGCUGAAUUCUGCUGAUGACUGUAUAAUCUGAUGUGUCUGCAGUUUUACACAGGCAGUGUGAGAGUAGGCAUCUAGUGCGUUAAGAGGAGAUAACUGGAAUUAAUGAGGCAACCAGUAUUUUAAUUAGCUCCUAAAGAAAUGAAUAAAAAAAUCUCAUUGUAAUUUAUUUUAACUUCCUAAAAGAGCUGAGCUGCUAACUGCUAAGGCACGAGGUUGUUUCUUGAAAAAAAGCACAGACAAUCAGAGUAAGGAUACACAGCUAUUCAUGGCAUUUCCUGGGAUACGUGGACUAUGAAUCUUCCCAUCAGAGCCAAAAAAGCAAAGUCAUCGUCCUCCACUGGGGACCCCUCUCCAUGCUGAGACCACCACAACCUUUUGGGAGCAUCAGCUUCUGGGAUGAGAAGCAGCAUCACUCAUCCUGCUGCCAUGGCACAAUGGAGCUUUCCACCCAAAAGUACAUUUUCACUGCAGUUUGCUGAUCUCUCCCAGUUUGGAGCGUGACUGUCCUAAAAACUGAAGGCCAUUGCAAAGCUUGUGUUCCAAAAUGAAGUGCCUUUCGGUUCUGACAAUGUGAAAAUGGGCAGUCAAUUAAAAAAUAGCUCAAGCCCCACCCAAACAACCUGCACAUUCAGUUCUCUGGGAAGAAGAGUAGAGAGCGUGAUCCAGCCGUGCUAAGAUUUCAUACCAAUAACCCAGAGGUUAUCUCUGAACUCUGAAGUUCCCUCCAUCAAUGCUGUAUGUGCCAUACGCCCACUCCUGUGGCACUGCCAUGCUGAAGCUGUUGCUGUUGCAUGCAGCACAUUGCUCGGGAAGGUGCUUGGGUCCUCCUGCAGUGAGGGCAGUACCGGUGGGAUGCUCCCUUCUCCUGUUUGCUGCCGAGUUAUUGCUGCUGGAGAUGAGUGGAGGCAUUUAACUCGGCCACAAUGAAGCCAAAUACGAUGAGAAUGCAAAAGAGCGUGGCUGGAGCUGCCCGAAAACCCCUGAGAACUAACAGCAGGGUGUGUUUGGUAAUGGCUCUGCUCUGAAAAUUCUGCCCCACUGUGUCUGUUCCCUGUGACGAAUGAAGCUCAGAUGUGGGCGAAGAGCAGGGUAGC
Molecule: messenger RNA, 3563 nt
Organism: Chroicocephalus ridibundus (black-headed gull)
Lineage: Eukaryota; Metazoa; Chordata; Aves; Charadriiformes; Laridae
Product: arf-GAP with dual PH domain-containing protein 1-like
Exons: 11
Coding region: 170-1309 (379 amino acids)
Biological process (GO): positive regulation of GTPase activity
Cellular component (GO): plasma membrane; intracellular membrane-bounded organelle; cytoplasm
Molecular function (GO): phosphatidylinositol-3,4,5-trisphosphate binding; GTPase activator activity; phosphatidylinositol bisphosphate binding
Source: RefSeq, a predicted model, not a curated record